Molecule: messenger RNA, 258 nt
Organism: Linum tenue
Lineage: Eukaryota; Viridiplantae; Streptophyta; Magnoliopsida; Malpighiales; Linaceae
Source: the annotation of a GenBank genome assembly
AUGGUAGAGAGAUGGCGAAAGGAGACACACUGCUUCAAUUUUCGUGAAGGCGAGUGCACCAUCACACUUAAGGACAUCGCCAUCCUUACCGAUCUCCCCAUUGAUGGUGAUGUUGUUUGUGUGGACUCUACGGCACCACCUAAAGUUGUUGCCAAUAUGAGUGGUUGGCAACAUUUUAUAUGGACGGUCACCGGGUUGUGUCCGCCAGAAAAGGGAGAUCACGAUGCGGAUGGUAAUCCACCAUUGUCCAAGGGUUAA